Ruditapes philippinarum (Manila clam) is the source of this 1896-nucleotide messenger RNA. Its product is annotated as cysteinyl leukotriene receptor 2-like. NCBI's taxonomy places the organism in Eukaryota, Metazoa, Mollusca, Bivalvia, Venerida, Veneridae. Gene Ontology annotation, biological process: G protein-coupled receptor signaling pathway. Gene Ontology annotation, molecular function: G protein-coupled receptor activity. The record is from RefSeq and is a predicted model, not a curated record. The transcript has a single exon. The coding region runs from base 653 to 1792 and encodes 379 amino acids. Gene Ontology annotation, cellular component: plasma membrane.
AAUAUCUUUAGAACCAAUUAAGCUCGGGAACCAAUAAACUGAUGGGCAUUUGAUUGGACAUAAAUCAGAUGUUUAGUUCAUCGUAAUUUACCAAUAGUGCCGUCACUAGAAUUCUCCAAGUCUUACUUAAGGCGUUACUUAAGAGAGAGAUAGGCAAUUGGAUAACUGGUGUGAUUAUAUAUAUGUUAUCAUAUUUAGAAUAGAAUUUCUUUUCUUCUCCAAAUUUUGUGAAAGUUAUAAGAUAUAAGAUCUACGUUUGUACAAUCCUGAAUCAGAACUGACUUCAUCAACAGAGAUAUAUUUUUUCUAUCAAAUAGCUGAAUUAUAAAGAAAGAUUUUGUGAAAAAAAAUUCUAAAAAACAUUUUACUUGACAACAAAACAAAACGAAGGAUUAGCUUAUGUUGAAGAAAUAUAUAUAUAUGACAAUUGAAUACUUUGCUUAAGAUAAGCACAAUGGAAACAAAAAAAUGCUUAAAAGAAGUUGAAUUUCUUUUCUGUAAGUUUAUAAUUGACUUCAUUUUGGAUGUUAAGAAAUGAAAAUAAUUUCAAUUGUUCCAAAGAAAAUAUAUAUUAAAACAUUCUAAGAUUUUUCAAAGAACUAAAACACUGACAGGAUUUUAUUUUUGUGAACCAAAAAAGGAAAUACGUAAGAUGGAUAAUUUCACCACUCAGAGUAUGGAAUUUGUUUCACCAGUCACACAAUCUGAUGAACAGGAAUUCAUAUCAACAUUCAUUGUGGAGAAAAUCUAUAAGAUUGUAAUAACUGUGAUUGGACUAAUAGGUAAUGGAGUGACAAUUAUUAUCCUGACAAAUAAGCGAAACAGACGUUCAUCGACAUCAAUCUAUCUGACAGCCUUGGCAGUUUCCGACAUUGUCAUACUUAUUUUCGGGCCAUUUUGUGACUGGAUCGAAGUGAUGUUUAAAGUAAUUAUUCGAGAGCAUGGUACUUUUGCGUGCAAACUGCAAACAUUUAUGCACUAUUCUAGUUCAAGUACGUCUUCGUGGUUACUGGCAGCCGUCACCAUCGAGAAAGCCGUUAGUGUCAAAUUUCCAUAUUGGGUUCGAUCCUCUUGUACAACUAGAAUCACGUUCAUCGUUAUCAUCGUGACAUGGGUAAUACUGUAUGCUGUCAAUGUACAUUUUCUCUUAGGAAUGGGACACACAUACAACAAUGUAUGUGCUUGGGUAUCGAUCAAGUACCAGAACUUUGGUAUGUACGCAUUGCCUUGGAUUGAUUUUUGCUUGUGCUUUGCGAUUCCAUUUAUAUUCAUUUCAAUAGGAAAUUAUAUCAUUAUCCGCCAGCUUGCAGUUUCUCGUGCACAACGGAAACAUUUAACGAAAUCUAAAGUAACGAGACACUUAUCUGUCUCUCUGAUCCUAGUGCUAGUGAACGUAGUCUUUACGUUAACUGUGGGACCAAUCUACAUCUUUUCUAUCAUAGAUCCAUAUUUAUUUAAGCAUUUAAAUGCAGAAGAGCUGGCGCACUUAAAAGGAUUUUGGGGACCGAUGUUAAAUGGUUUAUGGGAGAUGAACGCUGCCGUGAAUAUGGUACUAUAUAUACUCAGCGGUUCUAAAUUCCGACGAGAGGUCAUUUACCUGAUUUGCUGCAAAAAGCCGAACAGAGAAACCGGAGUUUUUGACAAUGGAGUCCUUAUGAGCCGAAUAUAUACUCUUGGCGUACGCCGACAGCAGUUUCUACAACAAAAUGACAGUAACAGUUGUAUAGAAAUGCAGGAUCUUCGGUACAGUAACGAUGGAUUAAGAACAUACGAUGCUCGCCUAAAAGGGUAGAGCACUCAUUUCCUAAUAAUAUAUGAACAUACAAAAAGAAUGUUUUGUUGUACUGGUCCAUGAAAUUUGACAUUGUGAGUCGAAAAAAUAUAGAAAAAUCUGCU